Cucurbitaria berberidis CBS 394.84 is the source of this 744-nucleotide messenger RNA. RefSeq lists its product as uncharacterized. The coding region runs from base 1 to 744 and encodes 247 amino acids. The transcript has 2 exons. Lineage: Eukaryota; Fungi; Ascomycota; Dothideomycetes; Pleosporales; Cucurbitariaceae. The record is from RefSeq and is a predicted model, not a curated record.
AUGCGCGAGCUUUUUCCUCGAGAGAUACGCGAUAUAGUGUAUGGGUACAUACUUGAGCAGCCGACAGUCACAGCUCCGAAGACGAUAGUGGACCCUAAAACAAGCAAGCUUUCUGGGAACUACUUCCAUCAUGCCCCGGGCUCGAAGCACGAUCUCCUAGGAAAUCAACACGUCUGGAAUGAGAACUUUGUCGGCCUACACCUUAAGAUGGAGUUAGUCGAGGCUUGGUACCGCGAAACGAAUUUCGUCUUAACUCUUCCUUCAACUUCCGUACUAAUGCUGUUCACGAGAGAUCGGUGGGAUGUUGAUGUCGUUCCUUUUGAGCACCUCAAGAAUGUCACGAUGAUCAUGCACACAGACAUCUCAGAGCGAUGGCUCGAGUCUGAUGUAAAGUACCUUGUGAGCAGUCUCCUCAAGUGCAAGAAGAAGGUCAGCAUGACUUUCAUCAUGGAAAAGCCCAAUUGGUCCGAAAUUUACUACACAUGGCUCGAUUUUCGCGUCAAUGACGACACUUCGUCUCGAGACUAUAUCAUCAAGGUCCAGAAGUUGCUCUUUGCCUUCAUGUACAAGCUGCGCUCGCUCGAAAUCGCCGGGCACUCUGUGGAUGUGAAGUUCUGGAAGGGCUUCACGAUGGGUGACCUACACAUACCUGCGUCGAAAUUUCUGGAGAAAAUCGAAAAGCUGUCCGAAGAGGCUUUCAACAACAAGAGCGCCGAGAAUGACGAGAGUAAUUCCAGCCUCUGA